Messenger RNA from Chara braunii, 3232 nucleotides. The record is from the annotation of a GenBank genome assembly. Lineage: Eukaryota; Viridiplantae; Streptophyta; Charophyceae; Charales; Characeae.
CGACGGCUAAUCUGACCAGGAAUGUGUUGAUAACGAAGAUGAUAAAUCAGGCAAGGUAGAGGAGGGGGGAGAUGACAAAGACGAAGAAAAGAAGGAAGAGGAGGAAGAAGAAGAAGAAGCAGAAGAAGGGAAGGAAGAAGCAGCAGCAGAAGACGGGUUAGAUGACUGGGGUGAAUGAUGUAGAAGAAGAUGUCGGCAGGGAGGGUGGUGGCGAUGAUGAUGGGGAUGAUGAUGACGUCGGUCGCGAUGGUGGUGGAGAUACCGGUGGUGGUAACGGUGGCGGGGGAAGAGGUGGUAGUGGAGAUGGUGGUGGUGGAGGAGGAGGUGGCGAUGACGGUGGUGGUGGUGGUGAUGAUGGCGACAGUGAUGAGGAAGGCACCAUUUCGGCAGCAAUAGCCGCAUUGGUAGGAUCCAUAGUUGGUGUACGGGAGUGGGUGAUGCAACUGCUGCAUGUGGUCGGGUGGAGGCUCUGGACGCCGAAUGUGCAUUCGGCAGUUGCUGCUGCUGCAACGGGUGCAGCAGGUGCAGCAUCUGCACCAUCUGCUGCAGAAGAUGCAGCAGGUGCAGUAGCAGCUGCAGCUGCAGCAUCUGCAGCAGCUGGGUCAUCCGCAGCAUUCACCCAGCAGCAGACGCAGCAGCUGCUGCAGGUGCACCAAAUGCUGCAUCUGCUGCAUCUGCUGCUUCUGCUGCAUCAGGGGCUGCAGCUGCAGAUGCAGCACAUACAGCAGCUGCUGCGUCUGCUGCUCGAAUGGAAGCUGCAAAUGGACGCUGCCCCUGAGGCAGAAAAAGCAUUGAAGAGGGAAGAGGAAGAGAAGGAGAAGGAGAGGGGUGACAAAGUAAAGGCUCAUGAAGCCGUCUUCAGUACCGUGCCCGCCUUAACUGAUGAUGAGGUGGAAGAGAAGAUUGUCCCACUCCUCGGGGCUUUAGUAGAGGUCCAGGCUGUUGAAGACCAUAGAAGCCAACUCGCCAAGGUUUUUGAUGAACUCGAGAAGUUGCGCGAGGAUAUGGCCCUGAUGGCGCAGCAGCACCGUGACCAGCUGCAGCAGUUUGCUAACUUGCAGCCGGCCCAAACUGUUCUUCCGCCUGCUUACCCUGCUUCUAAUGUUGCAUGUCAGUCCGUUUUUGCCCCUCCAACCAUAUCUUCUUCUUCUUCUUCUUCUUCUUCUUCUUCUUCUUCUUCUUUGAGUGUGGCUAACAGCCUAUCCGGAUCUGCAGCAGGUCUAGACCCCGCUGUUGCUGUUGUUGCUGCUGUUGUUGUUGCUGUUGUUGCUGGAGCGGCAAGUGGCAGUGCAGGGCAUUCUGGAACUGUUGCAACUUCGAAUUCGGACCCAGCAAUCGCUGGUCCUAGCUGCAGCUUUCCCUACGUGGACAGAAAGGCGGCACAGAUUCCGUCUAAGUAUGGCGGAAAGGACGACAUUGAAUCUUGGAUCAACUCUAUGCGAUCCUACUUUGAUGUGCUAGGAACACCCCCGGUUACUCAGUCGUCGGUCCUAAGCACCAAUGUGGAACCUGCCGUAAGGGGCUUCUCAGGAGUCCAAGUUGUACAAUCAGGCUAUAAAAGAAUAGACAUGAACAAAUGGCUGUCGGCUACGCCAAUAGCCACACUCGAGGAACUCUUGAUCAAACAAUAUGUUGAUCCGCAUGCUGCAACCAAAGAUAGACUUAAGCUUGACAAGCUCAAGCACAACAAGUGGACAGGCACCAUGCAUAAUCUGCAGCAGUACGUUAGUAAACUCUUCGCUACUCCUGAUCUGGAGAUGACUGCACAGUCUUGCUUGGAUGUGAUGAAAGGCAUAGUCCCCUCUACUGUAACAGACCGCCUGGGGCUCAAACUCAUAACGUAUACAAAUUGGCUUUCCCUCAUGCGGGAUUCAGUCAAGCUGGAGGCAGAAGACCUCCCGGGUGUAUUAGGUAGCAAAAAGACCACCAGCCACAGACGGUUUCCGGGCAGCAACCGUUUUGCAGCGCAUGAUCUACUUGAGGUUGACGAGGAGACCUUCAUAAAGGACCCUUCUCUUAAUGACGAUCAAGAGCAAGACUGCGAGGCAUCUUGCUCUUCCUCGACCCAUGAGUCUGAUUAUGUGAAUGAUGAUGAAUCGAUGAAUGCCUUUAAGAAAAUUGCCUUCAAAAGUAAGGCGCCGAGGACCACAGUAAAGAACAACAAUAACACCAUUCUCCUUCCCAAGGGAGCAAAGAUUCCACCCAAACCGAAAGAUUCUGACACAAAACCAUGGGUAGAUCUCCGGAUCAGUGAAAGUGGAUGCAAGGUCUUCAGCAAGAUCGAUCUCAAGUCUGGCUACCACCAGAUUGAAGUCGAUCCUGCAGACCAGCAUAAAACUGCAUUCAAAACUCGCGAUGGGCUGUACGAGUUUACCGUCAUGCCCUUUGGCCUCACGAAUGCACCGGCCACCUUUCAAAGUCUCAUGGACAAGGUGUUCCGCAAUCAUAUCAACCGAUUUCUUGUUGUAUAUUUGGAUGACAUACUAACCUUCAGCAAGUCGAUGGAGGAGCACAUGACAUGUCUUGAGGAGGUGUUGCAGAUCCUCAAGGAUGCGCAACUCCAUAUCAACUUGGAGAAAUCUGAGUUUGGGAGGGACAGCGUCAUCUACCUUGGACAUCGGUUAUCUGCUCCAGGCCUAGAGAUCGAGGCAACCAAAGUUGAGGUCAUCCGCAAAUGGCCUCAAACGGCAAAUGUCUUGCUGCAGCAAGAUGAUGGUGACGGCUUACAUCCGCUUCAGUAUUACAGCAAACUCAUGCCCAGUCAAAAGGUAGUUGCCUCCACUUACAUGCACGAACUCUAUGCCUUGAAAGAGGCACUAGAUCAUUGGAAACACUACCUCUUGGGUCGCCAUUUCAAAGUGUUUUCAUACCAUGAGACUUUGAAAUGGGUCCAGACACAGAAUAAUCCAUCAACUACAUUGACCCGUUGGCUGCAUGAGAUUGUAGUGUAUGAUUUUAAGCUUAAGCACAAGAAAGGUUGUUACAAUCGCGUUGCGGAUGCUUUGUCUCGCCAUCCUGAGUACACGACUUGCCUUGUGGGUUCCUACGAUCUCUGUAAGAACUUGAAGGAGGAACUCAUUCAGCAUACUGCCAAGGACCCGGAGCUCAAUCCCCCACCCGAAACUUUUCCGUAUUGAGAAUCGAUGAUUCCUCGCGCAAUCAAGGGUGGUCACGAGGUUGAUAGAAUUGUCGAGCAUAGCGGAAAAGGGAGAAACAAACAAUAUGAAGUUCA